CGCGGCUGAGCUGUAGUCGCGCAGCAGCCGUCGCGAGUGACAGUCGAACGAUCCGCAACCAUGGUUUACGAGAGUGACUUCUACACGACCCGCCGCCCCUACCGGCCGUCCAACUACAGUGUCACGCCGCUGACGUCGGUGUACUACCUUUCAUCAAUACCGCCUUAUAUACCUUACUACUACCACUACAAUCUUCCAAACAUCACUUAUAUACCCAAGUUGUCACAGGCGGAACUUAUCUACCGUCCGACCGCUCGCACGGUUACCCGACUCGUCACGUACCCGGAGGCACCACACCACAUCGUGAGAGUACGCGUGCGUCCAUCCGUAAUCGUACGCGAGUUGGAUCGCAUUGCGUACAGAACACGUCCUACGCUCACUUCAUCAGCCGUCGAAGACUUUUAUCGUUCUGAAGCCACUAAGGUACAUAGAUUUAGACCCAAAGCAGCGACCCCAAAGUCAAUCCUCCCGGCGUGGAAUUGCCCACACUGUCCCAAGGGCUCGUACUACGUCGAUAUGGUUCAAUGGAUGCUCGCGUUUGAAGAUGAAACUCGUCGUAUACGCGCCGACACCGCCGCUCUAAUCCAGCGAGCACGUUCUGUGGUGCCUCGCGCCAAAUCUGUGCUGCCUCUCGAUACCAUAUAUUCUUAUAGUUAUGGUGAACCAGUGCCAUACCGCUUCAGCAAUGACGCAUAUGUGGCCAAGUUGUUGGUACCACUGCGCACCGUCGCUGAUACCAUCAAGAGCAUGUCUUACUACAGCGAACCUGCUAAGAAGUUCACCGGACGUGGCCACCUCGCUUGCGUGCACUACACCGGUAACAAAGCCUUCUCCAAUCGUCGGCCUCUCUACAAGGAGCUCAGCAUCAGGGACGACGUCAACCUGCUCUCGUUUUACGCGAAGAACCGGCUCGCGGCCGCUGGACUGGCCGUCGAGAAGGUCACAGUGGCAUUGCUGCCAUGGAGGCCUAGCCGCAAGUUCCAGCCGCCACAAUUGAUGGAAGACCCCAGCGAAGAACUUAAGGCGGCCAAAGCAGAGAGGGCGGCAAGAUUCAAUGCGACCACUACUGCGCCUGUCCUGACUCCAUCUGUGGACUUGGCUGAGAUCAAGAGGAAGAGGCAAGAGGAAAUGCGCGCUGUCGAAGAAAAAGCACUCAAAGAAGAGGCUAAGAAAGAAGCAGAACGCAGGGCUCAAGCCGAUCGUGAGGCUGCGGAAAAGAAGAGGGCGGAAGAGGAAGCUCGCAAAGCUGAAGAAGCAAAACGUAAGGCUGAGGAAGAGGCAAAAAGAGCUGAAGAAGCCCGGUUGGCUGAAGAAGCCCGUUUGGCUGAAGAAGCUCGCUUAGCCGAAGAAGAGAAGAAGGCUAAAGAGGCUCAGUUAGCAGAAGAAGCCAGACUGGCUGAGGAAAAACGCAUAGCUGAAGAAGAAGCCAAAAAAGCAGAAGAAGCUAGGCUCGCGGAAGAAGCUAGGCUGGCAGAAGAAGCUCGAUUGGCUGAGGAGGCUAGACUAGCGGAAGAGGAGAGGCAGGCUGAACAGAGGAGACAAGAAGAGCUCGCACGGUUGGAAGAACUUGAAAAGCAGGCACAGGAAGAACGUGAAGCUGAACUUGCACGACAGGCCGCGGAAUUGGCUGAAAUUGCAAGACAAGAAUCAGAAUUGGCCGCUGCCCGUCUCGAAGAGUUAUCCAGGAGCGAAUCCGCCGCUGAAGUUGAAUCUAACGAGGCACCUGCAGAGGAACCCCAACCCAUUGUAGAAGAGCCUGAGACACCAGAAGCGCCAUCAGACGACGUACCCGCGGGAGAUGCCAGCGAAGAUGAAAAAGCAGAACCAGACGUCACAGACGAAGAAUAAGCAAAAAUAUAAAUAUUGUGAACAUGGGACACACUUUUCUAGUUACUCAUAUGCAUUUGUGGUCUAAAGAGUUAUUACAACUGCGCUAAACGUCUUUCAUGUAUUGUUUGUAAACUUGAUGUUGUGAUAAGAUAAAAUUUUCUACUAUACAUUUUUUGAUGUGCCUGUUCCUCGAAGUUGGUUCAGCAUAAAUAUAAAUUGCAAAAUAUUUUCCUUGGCCCAAAAUUAUAUAUUUAAUAAAUUUAAUUAUACAUUAUACAUCUAAAAUAUAUUCUAAAAUACAAGAGUUAAUAAAUUAAAAUUGUGGAUGCAAUUGGACUGCUAAGACAAACUGCAAGUUACAAGUGAAUUUCAUUAGGCUAUAUUUAUAAAAGGACGACAACUUUUCAACGACAACGUUCAUGUUCAAGAAAACAUCAAGU
This is a messenger RNA of Hyposmocoma kahamanoa, 2270 nucleotides long. RefSeq lists its product as uncharacterized. Lineage: Eukaryota; Metazoa; Arthropoda; Insecta; Lepidoptera; Cosmopterigidae. The transcript has 11 exons. Bases 61 to 1848 code for a protein of 595 amino acids. The record is from RefSeq and is a predicted model, not a curated record.